This is a messenger RNA of Entamoeba invadens IP1, 993 nucleotides long. RefSeq lists its product as hypothetical. The transcript has 3 exons. Gene Ontology annotation, molecular function: RNA binding; poly(A) RNA polymerase activity. Gene Ontology annotation, biological process: mRNA stabilization. The record is from RefSeq and is a predicted model, not a curated record. The coding region runs from base 1 to 993 and encodes 330 amino acids. NCBI's taxonomy places the organism in Eukaryota, Evosea, Mastigamoebida, Endamoebidae.
AUGGACGCAACGGAGAAAGUGACGAAUUGUGUUUCGCUUGAGAGAUUGAGUUAUAUUCAUGAUAUGUUACAAACCGAAUUAGUGAUUGCUCCUCAGAAUUUAAUUAAUGACGACGGCACUUUUAAAAUCAUAACAACUCCUUUUAUUCUUUUAAACACUUUAAUAAAUGUAUUAGAAAAAAAUACUAUUCGAGUCGAUUGUGUAGAACUCAUCGGUUCUUCAGUACGAUCUCUCAUUUAUGACGACUCAGAUGCAAUCGACAUCUCCGACAUCGACAUCGCUUUCCAAAUCAAAAAUGUGCAAUUCGAUAAUGUCCUCAUGGCUGAAGAAGAAGCUUUGCUUCUCAUCGCAAAGAACAACAAGAUGACACUCACACAGAACGACAUUCCAUCCUUUUUCUUCAACAAGGCGCUAGUGAUGGAGCCCGUUCCAUGGGCGUUAAUUAGUGUUGGGUCUCUUGGGUGUACAGUGGAUAUCAAAGUUUCUGCACAUCCGCCGAUAUCGGACUUUUCUGUGAACUCUCUCAACUUGGACUUGACCGAUCUUAUAAAGAAUGGGAUCGAGUUCUCUGCAAUUGUGCCUAUCACAUCUCAUGAAUGGGAGGUACAACAAGUAUUUGAUGACAUAGAAAAGAGAGUGUUGAGGUGGAAGGACGCUUCUAUGAGACGAAUGGGCCUUCGUUAUGUUCUGAUGCUCGUAAAAGGAUUUGUCGAUGCGUCGACGGAAGGAAAAAAAGAAUUUGGGGAAAACAUAACGAAAGAGUUUUUGGACAAACCUGACGGGUAUUUCAGCUGGGAAAUCGGGAAAUUCAUUCACCGUCAUUUUUGUAAGAAUGGGUAUGACUUUGAUGACAUUUUCAAGUUCUUGUCUUUCCUUGACGAAACCCUCAAGAUAAACCAGCAGUACGGUCUUUUUGGCAAAAAGAUCGACGAAAACGUCAUAGUAUAUAAACAGAUAGAAAGAAACAUUAUGCAACAAGAAGACCAAAAUUGA